Malus domestica (apple) is the source of this 2610-nucleotide messenger RNA. RefSeq lists its product as uncharacterized. Lineage: Eukaryota; Viridiplantae; Streptophyta; Magnoliopsida; Rosales; Rosaceae. The record is from RefSeq and is a predicted model, not a curated record.
GCACAUACAUUUGGGAUUUUGCGUGUAGCACAGUAGAAUAGGACUGCAGUUUGACCAAAGAAAAAGUCGAUUAACACGAAGAACUCUCGAGGUAGUUGACGAGCCUGUAGUGUACAAAAUACAAAAAACUAAAAGGAAAAACCGAGUCUGAAGCAAAACAAUCACAGUUACAAGAAAACCAACCGACCCUUCCUCCUCCUCCUCCUCCUCCUCUGCUCUGCAAGUCACUGCUUCUCCUCUGCAGUAGGGUUUUGACCAGGUUUGACUAAAACUUGAUUGCAUAGAAAUGGAGGGGGAUGAUCAUGGAAGGAGAGCUUCAUCUUCUGCAAAACCAUCGCGUUUGUCCCCUUUAGCUGAGCCCUUUUCGUCGAACCGCUCCAAUACUGCCCUUCCCCCCUUGCAUACAUUGACUUCAGUUGACCCCUGUGCUUCCAUGCCCAAACUCUUGUCUGGUAUCAACUUGGAAGAUGAUCCAUUUCAAUUGGCGUCUGUAUUUUCCCAUGAUCUCUGUGAUUUUGGUGAGAAUUCUUGUUUUUCGGAUUACCCAUCUGUGAAUGCUAGCUCGGAUUUUGGUUUUAUACCCUCUGCCGCGAAUGAGUCCCUACUCGAUUACACAGAGCAUUCAUCAUUUGGGCACAGCCAAGCCAGUCUCUCCAGUAACAAGAGUGCUGCAUUGGCUUACAAAACUUUGCUUGAACUAGGAAAACCUGCUGUUACGGGAUCGAAGCCCUAUGUUGACAAUUCUGAAAUUGUUCGUGGAAAAUUUAGUGAUUUGAAUAUUGGAAGAGACAAUCAAUUAGAUGCUGGAUUAUUCUCUUUUUCAGCAGUUAAUUCAGCUAAAUCUCCGGCUUUCCAUUCACCUAAACAUAAUGCUUUUCCAGCUGUGGUCCUUGAGCCGUCAAAUACCAGCACAACAGUUUCUCCCUUGUAUCCUGUAUUGUCAAAGAAUGUGGAUUUUAAAGGCAAUUGUUCUGUGAACAAUUAUAUGGAUCUUCAUCACCUACUCUCUGGUGAAGGCAAAGGGAUCCACCGUGAUGAAAGUCCCAUUGAUAAAGGAAACGAAGGGAGGGCUGACAAAGCUCUUUCUAGUGAGGGUAUUGGUUCAUUACUAUCGGAAAAAUCCGAUCCACUAAUUACUUUGACCAAUACUUCUGAUGAUUUCAGCUUGGAACAUCUUGGAGUCAAAGAAGAUGUUUCUCUUGUGAGAAAAUUAGAUGAGAAUGACUCUGAUUUGGACUCACCUUGUUGGAAAGGAACCUUGGCUUCUUGGCAAUCCCCAUUUGGAGUUUCAAGAUCGAGUUCAGACUCUGUUGAAAAUGAACAAGAAACGCGUAAUAGUUUGAAUCCACUGGCACCACAAUUUUUUCCUCGUCAUGCUAAAACAGUAGUAAAUUAUCAUGUAAGUGAGUGCGUAGGAGAUGAUUUCUCAUCUUUCCAAAAGAGUGACUCUUCAGCUGUUGUUUCAUUCUCCAAAGGGCAUGAACCAGUUGAUGAAUCAGGAUCAAAGUCUUCCAUAUCGGUUUAUGGAAUUGCCGAUCAGCCUUCCAAUGACAACCAUCAAGUGGAAAGCGCUUAUGCCCUGCCUAACUCAGAAUGUGGCUCUGUGCUUAAUGCAUCUGUGGGACCAUCCAUGUUGCUGUCUACUCGUCCAAAAAUAGAUGUCCCAACAAUACUUAAUGUGAUGCAUGAAAUGUCAGAAAUGCUUGUACAAAAUUGUGCAAAUGAUUUAGAUUCACUGAACGAAUAUACGCCUGAUGUGAUCCAGCAUAUAAUCAAUAAUCUUUCCAUGUGCAUCCAACCGAGGGCUGGAGGAAAGACUCCAAUCUCUGAUAUAACUCUUAUGAGCACUCCAUACUGUCCUAAUAAAUCAACAGAGCUCCAACAGUGCUCAAACUCGGGGUUUCAAGUAACAAGGACAAAUGCUUUGGCUGCUCUGCAUGAGCUUGAUUACCAGAACUGCUACAAGGGGCGCAAGGUUAAUUCUCAUGUUUUUACUGAGAGAACGUUGGAUUCCUGUCCUUCACGUUGUGGCAUUGACACUGAGAAGAGCAAUGACAUCAUUCAAAUGCAGGUUAUGGGCAACAUGUCGAGAGGCAAUCGUCUGAACAGUGAAGAGUUAGAUCCAGAAGCUCUAGUAUAUAAAAAAUUAUGGCUCGAGGCUGAAGCAGAAUUACGUUCCCUGAAGUAUGAAACUUGUGUCUUAUACACGCAAGUGGAAAUGGGCGGCCGCAAAUUAGACAAAUAUAAGGUGAGCUUCUUCCUUUCCGUCCUGUCUUUCCGUUUUUGGUUUAAUUUUGUUAUUUUCUGCUGUUUCAGGUGUCAGGCAAGCUAUUAGCAAGAGACAUACACUAGCUCUAUAUGUUUUAUCCUCAUGCUACCGGAAGGGGCUGCUGGUGUUAGAAGCUAAAGACUCUUCACCUGUACAAAUCGUACUCGGGAUGCAGUAUAUCAUAGUACUACUUGUUAUAGAGUGACUUACAUUUCACGUUCGCACCUUUAAAACGUGAAAUGGAGAGAUUCUAUGUGGGUCAUGUAAACUUCGAAUUUUAAUUACAGGUUUUGCUCUAUGAAUAUUGAUAUUAUCAAUUUCGAAUUUCAAUUGGUUGAUAA